AUGUGCGAUGCGAGGCUGGAGCCCAACGUCAUCAGCUACAGCGCUGCGAUCAGUGCGUGCGAGAAGGGCGAACAGUGGCAGCCGGCGCUGGCGCUGUUGAGCGGGAUGUGUGAGGCGAAGCUGGAGCUUGACGUCAUCUCCUCUACACUCGCUGGGAUCAGCGCGUGCGAGAAGGCCGAGCAGUGGCACCGGGCGUUGGCGUUGCUGAGCGAGAUGCGCGAAGUGAAGCUGGAGCCCCACGUCAUCCUCACCUACAAUGCUGGGAUCAGUGCGUGCGAGAAGGGCGAGCAGUGGCAGCGAGCGCUGGCGCUGCUGAGCGAGAUGUGGGAGGUGCAACUGGAGCCCGACUCAGCUACAACGCUGGGAUCAGCGCAUGCGAGAAGGGCGAGCAGUGGCAACGGGCGCUGGAGCUGCUGA
Molecule: messenger RNA, 417 nt
Organism: Prorocentrum cordatum
Lineage: Eukaryota; Dinophyceae; Prorocentrales; Prorocentraceae
Source: the annotation of a GenBank genome assembly